AUGUCCGGUCUUACAAAUACAUCAUUAGUUGCCGCAUUUGAAAAACAUAAGUUUUUAUAUCCAACAAUAAUAAUUUCAUUAUUUGGCAUAGAAGGAGCACUACUUCUUAGUGGUUCUGGUAAAACAUUUACAAUGGGAACAUCAAAUGGCCAUUUAAAAAAUUUGGAUGAUGAAACUCUUGGACUGAUUCCUCAGUCAAUUAUUUCUAUUUUUAAUGAAAUAAAAAAUAGGAAAAAUGAGGCAAAAGAAAAAGAAUUAUCAGUUUCAUCAUUUCAAGUAUCAGUUUCAUUUUUGGAGCUUUACAAUGAUGAAAUAAAUGAUUUACUUUUAUCAGAUAAAUCAUCAUCUUCAAAUGAAAAAUUGAAAAUUACUAGAAAUAAAGAGGGGAAAAUUGAGGUUAAUGGACCUUUAAAGAAGAAUGUUGAAGAUGCUCCAACUGCCUUUAAAAUUUUCAAUUCUGGAAUUAAUAAAAGGUGUGUUGGAGCAACUGACUUAAAUGUUGAAUCUUCACGAUCUCACAUAAUAUUUUCCCUCUAUUUAACUCAAAUAAAUGAAAAAAUGGGAUUGAAAGAUGGUGUUACUGAAGUAUUAACUUCAAAAUUCAAUUUUGUCGAUCUGGCUGGUACAGAAAGACUUAAAAGAACAAAUGCUGAAGGAAAUACAGCAAAAGAAGGCAAAAAUAUCAAUAAUUGCCUAUUGCAUCUGGAAAAUGUUAUCUCUGCACUUUCUUGCAAAGAUCAACAUAUUCCCUAUAGAAACUCAAAAUUAACGCAUCUGCUACAGGAUUCAUUAGGUGGAAAUUCAAAAACACUAAUGAUUGCGUGUAUUUCUCCAAGUAACGAAGAUUUAUGUGAAACCAUAUCAACAUUAAAUUAUGCAAGUAGAGCAUAA
Messenger RNA from Strongyloides ratti, 891 nucleotides. Its product is annotated as Kinesin-like protein KIF21B. Gene Ontology annotation, molecular function: microtubule binding; ATP binding; microtubule motor activity. Bases 1 to 891 code for a protein of 296 amino acids. The record is from RefSeq and is a predicted model, not a curated record. The transcript is spliced from 2 exons. Lineage: Eukaryota; Metazoa; Nematoda; Chromadorea; Rhabditida; Strongyloididae. Gene Ontology annotation, biological process: microtubule-based movement; mitotic spindle organization.